AUGUCUCUGGUUAAUUUUUCCAAGAUGUUCGGGCGUGUAACCCGUCAAUCCAAGCUGGGCUUGAACAUGGUCCAGAUCCGCAAAUCGCACAUGGUGUCGGUACACAGAGAUUCUCCAGAGGAUAACCCAAACAUACCUUUUGAAUUCAACGCUGCCAACCUCAAGCUUGCCGAAGAGGUGAUCGCCAAGUAUCCUCCUCAAUAUAAGAAGGGUGCAUGUAUGCCCCUGCUUGACCUGGGGCAGCGCCAGCUCGGGUUCACGUCUAUUUCCGUGAUGAACUACGUUGCCAAGCUGUUGGAUAUGCCCCCAAUGAGAGUCUACGAAGUGGCAACUUUCUACACAAUGUACAACAGAAAGCCUAUGGGCAAAUACAAUAUCCAGGUGUGUACCACAACACCAUGUCAGUUGUGCAACUCAGACUCUGUGAUGGAGGCCAUCAUGGACCAUCUGCAAGUCCAACCUGGUGAAACCACCAAAGACAACCUCUUCACCCUCCAGGAAGUGGAGUGCUUGGGUGCAUGUGUGAAUGCACCAAUGAUCGCGAUCAACGAUGAUUUCUACGAGGAUCUAACGGCCGACAAGACUGUUGCUAUUUUGAAGGCAUUCCAGAACGGUGAGACCCCAAAGGCUGGUCCUGUUUCCGGAAGGGAUACCUGUGAGCCAUCCUCAGGUCCAAAGACUCUUCUGGGAGACGAGCCAGUUGACAUCAAGAAGUUUACGAGGUCUGAUUUGUAG
This is a messenger RNA of Kuraishia capsulata CBS 1993, 735 nucleotides long. RefSeq lists its product as uncharacterized. The record is from RefSeq and is a predicted model, not a curated record. NCBI's taxonomy places the organism in Eukaryota, Fungi, Ascomycota, Pichiomycetes, Pichiales, Pichiaceae. Gene Ontology annotation, molecular function: NADH dehydrogenase activity. Bases 1 to 735 code for a protein of 244 amino acids. The transcript has a single exon.